AUGAGUCCAACAGCUUCAGGAGCUUUAAAUGGCCCGAGCAUCGAUAUAGACGUAGAUUCAGUGAUUGCAAAGUUAUUAGAAGUUCGAGGUUCGAGACCAGGCAAGCCAGUACAACUAACGGAAAAGGAAAUUAGAGGGAUAUGUAUGAGAUCAAGAGAAAUAUUUAUGAGCCAACCAACUCUGUUAGAGUUAGAUGCCCCAAUUAAAAUAUGUGGUGAUAUUCAUGGACAGUACUAUGACCUUCUCAGAUUAUUUGAAUAUGGAGGAUUCCCACCAGAUACAAAUUAUCUAUUUCUAGGGGAUUAUGUUGAUAGAGGUAAGCAAAGUUUAGAAACUAUUUGCUUAUUAUUUGCCUACAAAAUAAAAUAUCCAGAAAACUUUUUCCUAUUAAGAGGCAAUCACGAAUGUGCAUCAAUUAAUCGUAUAUAUGGGUUUUAUGAUGAAUGCAAGCGAAGAUAUAAUGUAAAAUUAUGGAAGACAUUCACAGAUUGUUUCAACUGUCUCCCAGUAGCAGCUAUAAUAGAUGAGAAAAUUAUAUGCAUGCAUGGUGGCUUAUCUCCAGAAUUACAUAAAUUAGAUCAGAUACGAAAGAUAGAGAGACCUACAGAUGUUCCUGAUACUGGAUUACUAUGUGAUCUUUUAUGGUCUGACCCUGAGAAGGAUGUUAGAGGUUGGGGUGAAAAUGACCGCGGCGUUUCAUUCACUUUUGGGCAUGACGUUGUUGAGAAGUUCCUCCGUGAUCAUGAUAUGGACUUGAUAUGUAGAGCUCAUCAGGUAGUAGAAGAUGGAUAUGAAUUUUUUGCUAAACGACAGCUUGUAACUCUUUUUUCAGCUCCAAAUUAUUGUGGAGAAUUUGAUAAUGCUGGAGCUAUGAUGUCUGUAGAUGAGACACUAAUGUGCUCCUUUCAAAUCUUAAAACCAGUUGAAAAAAAGAAAUUCAAGCCUUAG
Messenger RNA from Cryptosporidium muris RN66, 948 nucleotides. Its product is annotated as serine/threonine protein phosphatase, putative. The record is from RefSeq and is a predicted model, not a curated record. Gene Ontology annotation, molecular function: protein serine/threonine phosphatase activity. The transcript has a single exon. NCBI's taxonomy places the organism in Eukaryota, Apicomplexa, Conoidasida, Eucoccidiorida, Cryptosporidiidae. Bases 1 to 948 code for a protein of 315 amino acids. Gene Ontology annotation, cellular component: cytoplasm; nucleus.